GCCGCCUUCCAUAGCUCUAUCUUCAUACGACAGUUCACUUUUCAGAGGUAGUCGAGCGUCUGAUAUCUGUCGUGAGAGACCCGUGCAACGUACCUUUACAACACCCUCCAACAGACCAUUGCACGAAUUCGACAUGCCGAUCCCUGAGCGGUGGCAUAUGACACCUACGCCGUGGUAUCAGAGAUACGCAAAAGCAUUCUUCUCACUUCUCCUCGCUGUCAUACUCAGCCUAGCCCUGGAACGUCAAGCACGUCCGUACGCUGUUCCUGACAUCGAUCACACGCUCGCUGGAUUGCCACUCAGCUUCACUGCUCCUAGGGUAACAGCAAUUCCACUCAACGUCUUGGACGAACAACUCGGCUCUCACGUGCAGAACCUCAUCGCAUCAGCAGCCUCGGUUCACGACUUCGCUACGGAAACAUCAUGGAGGAAGGUCAGCGACAAGGACUUUACCGUGCAAGUCCCCAAUACCGACUGCGAACUUCUUGUUAGUGAAAGCGCAAAGAACAUCGCCCUUGUGCGAGCUGUCGACGCAGCCGUUGCAACUUUCCUCAAUCGGAACACACACUACCAACUACGAGCCGUCUCUGAGACCUUGAACGAUUGCGAGCGUAGCGUGACGGCAGCUAUGUACCCACCCUCUAGGCCUGUAUGGUCGUCCAAACGCCCCUUGGUUCAACAUGGCGAAACCGCACUUGCCCGCUGCUACAAAACACUCUAUUCGCUUGUCAGGAGCGUUGAUGCUGCGCCAGCUCGAGUAUUCGAAGCCGCUGAGGCCCUUUUGGCUCAUAGCAAGACUUCCAUGCAUGUCGCGAACCACGGCAUAUUCGACCGGCCGUACCCUUGCCCUGACACAAGAGUUCAUAACGUAUGUAAGCUUGCCGACGUUGCAAUCGAGAAAAAAGAGGCAUUUCGUGAUUUCGCACGGAAUCUGUCAAAGAUCGAGGACACCAGCAUGGAACUCGAAAAGAUGAUGACUCAGUACAUUAGUAUGUGGCAGCACCCUCUUGACUAUCUGAGUGCACAGAUGUGGGGGCAGGAACAUCACAUUGCUGGCCAAUAUAGAGAUGACGAUCCGCAUAGAUGGACGCAUGAAGUGUUGCCACCAAGGGAGGCUGUGCGGCGGCUACAAUAUAUAUUUGCCGCAUCUGUGCAGAUGAAGUAAACAGAUACCGGUAGGGACAUGGGGAGUGAACUUUUUCCUACCACAAUUACCACAACCAGAGUCUCUACGCAGGUGGAAAUGUUUUCUCCAACUCGUCCCAUGCCUCUAUUCUCAGAUGUUCCCGUAUAUCAGGCCCGUCCCUAGAUCUCUGAAUGAUCCUGUUUACUUCUGCAAGAAUAGAUUCGUAAACAUCCU
Messenger RNA from Dothidotthia symphoricarpi CBS 119687, 1360 nucleotides. RefSeq lists its product as uncharacterized. Lineage: Eukaryota; Fungi; Ascomycota; Dothideomycetes; Pleosporales; Dothidotthiaceae. The transcript has 2 exons. The record is from RefSeq and is a predicted model, not a curated record. The coding region runs from base 134 to 1165 and encodes 343 amino acids.